AUGCCAUGUGCAGCCAAUAAACGCCUCUUCACUAUAGGCAGUACGGAUGGUAUAUUGGCCUUGAAGGAUCGCCUCGACCGGGAGGCCUUUCUGGAGCACAUGUUGGUGAUUUGUGCUCGUGACGGACCUACAGAAGUAUCCUAUGCACAGCAGCAUUUGAAGCCUGAAGAAGAUCCUGUAGCCGGUAGACAGGAGGCGUCGUCCUUCCCGGUUGUCACGCUCGCCAGUCCCGGAACAGUGGCCGCCGUACGACUGUCCGCCUGUCUUGAGGUGCAUGUCACGGUUGGUGAUGUCAACGAUGAGCCGCCUCGUCUGAGUCUGGCUUCAUCGAGUACGACGAGUCAGAACGUGGUUCGGCUCAGCCUGUCGGUGUCCGAGGACGCCGAGCCCGGCAGUCGAGUGGGCGAGCGUCUCGAGUUUGUCGACGAGGAUGUCGCAGCAUCCGGUACCCUCGGCGAAGGCUUCGAAGUGCGUCUGGUCGCGGCCGAGUUGGGGUUGGAGCCGGCCUUCGGUUUGGUACCGGCUGUUGCCGCGUCGAGCGCCUGGCGACUGCCCAACUUGCCGGGCCGUGGGCCUCGUUGCCAGGCCUACUGGUUGAUGACACGACGUCGGCUCGAUCGAGAGCAGACGGCCGUGCACAGAUUCCGCUUGCUGGCCGUCGACCCUCGGGCGAACAAGCCGGGCCGGAGUCGAGGCAGUGGCCAGGACUCGAGCCCAGGGUUGACAAGCACCGUUGAGGUUGAGGUGCGACUGCAAGACGUCAACGACUGUGCUCCACAGUUUCUGGCACCCGCAGCCUCGGAAUCGGAUACCACUAAGCCUCGGCCAGCAGCGCCGGACGGCGUAGACACGCAAGGCGGUUGGCCUGACAACCCAGUUCAGGUGUCCUGGCGUGAGGAGUCCGGUUCGCGAAUCUACAAAUUGGUCGCUCGUGACAACGACGCGGGGCGAAAUGGUUCGGUGGAGUACUCGCUUUUGGGACUGGUACCGGCCGCCUCCAACAUCCGGUUUGGCGGAGACGACGGUGCGGGCGCGAAAGACCAAACUGGAAGUCGUAAGACGAAACCAACGAAUGGCCAACCCAACGACAGAGGCCAGCCCUUUUUGUCCGUCGAGCCGGAGACUGGCUGGAUCCGUCUCACAAGGCAACUCACUAAAGCCGACUUGGACAGGUGGGCUCAUAGAAAGGCUAAAAUAUAUUUUUAUUAA
Protopolystoma xenopodis is the source of this 1209-nucleotide messenger RNA. NCBI's taxonomy places the organism in Eukaryota, Metazoa, Platyhelminthes, Monogenea, Polystomatidea, Polystomatidae. The record is from the annotation of a GenBank genome assembly.